Aspergillus clavatus NRRL 1 is the source of this 1794-nucleotide messenger RNA. Its product is annotated as Lectin C-type domain protein. The transcript has 2 exons. NCBI's taxonomy places the organism in Eukaryota, Fungi, Ascomycota, Eurotiomycetes, Eurotiales, Aspergillaceae. The record is from RefSeq and is a predicted model, not a curated record. The coding region runs from base 1 to 1794 and encodes 597 amino acids.
AUGGGCUUGGAAUAUGUUCCCGAUGCUUCCCUUGUAAAUCCUACAUGGGUCGCUGUACCACUGAGCGAAAGAGAUGUUUCUGGCCAAAUCCCGAUCAACUUCGUCACUGUCCCGACUGUUUCCCUGACCGCAGCAUGCUUCGGUAACAAUGUCUACGACGCCAGCUCUGCAGAGAAAUGCGUGUCGAAUCUGCUGGUCCUCGGGUACCGUCGCUUCCUGGUGGAUGUAUACUGGUCAACGGAGCUGCGAAAAUGGACGUUCUGCCCCGUGACGAUUCCUCAGAACGUUCACGUCGUCACGCUGACGACGACGCCAUCUCCUACGGCUACGGCGAGCGCUGCCUCGGGCACCCUCACAGUAGUCGCCGGCCCAUCAGGAUCGCCGCUGUACCAGCUCGGCCCUUACCUGUGCUCCAGUAAUUUUGAUCUUUCCGGGCUGGUCGAUAUCUUCGUCGAUUAUUUCCGAAUCACAACCUCCCAAUUGAACGUAUAUACACGAUACCUCUCCUUCAAUCUUCACGUGGCAUCGGAUGCUGCUUCUCCCAAUGGGCCUGCCGCAUCUGUACCAGAUGGACAGCUACCUUCAAUCUCAGAACAUGUCAGCUCUCUGUUCGAGGAGCGCUUGUCUGCGUAUAUCUAUAAACCCUUCCAGCUAUACAAAGACCGCAGCAAUCUCAACGAUUCAUGGUACGAAGUUGACGAUGGCUACAAGCCUAUCACGGAGUAUUUCACCAUUCAUACGGACUCGAGUGGAACGCAAAGCACGCCGGACGGUUGGCCAUGCUCCAAGUACGUGCAGCUUGCGCAGGAGCGGCGCCUGUUUCUGGAAUAUGGCUCCGUGGAUCCGCAGCUGGGCACCUAUGACUUGGUCAAUGAUAACAAUGUCAUUUUUCCCCCGAAUUAUCUAACAUCUAUGGUGCCCGUCUCGUCUUCCGAUAAUAGCAGCUCGGCCUACGGUUGUCUUUACGACCCCGGGGCUACCUCCGUGUCCCAAGUCAAUUCCUCAUGGGCCACAUCCGGUAGUAUGGCUGUAUCCGAACCAUUGAAUGAUCCCCACGGCCUCCGACAAAUGUCCGACUUAUCGCUCAACCUCACAGCCUGCGGGUUAUCACCCACCCUCAACAGCACUUUGUUCAACAAGACGGCCGAUGCUGACACCGAACCAUACCAGAACAUCUCUCUAUCGGCUUCUUGGGCAUGGGCUCUUGGCGAACCUCGAGAUGCAUUGCCCUCGGGCACUGACGAUGAUCCGCCCCGAAUUGAUCGAUGCGCGAUCAUGGACCUCUCCCUCGGCGGCCGCUGGCGCGCCACCAACUGCAGCAAAGUGCGUCACGCAGCUUGCCGCGUGGGAAACCAUCCGUUCACCUGGUCCCUGUCAUCCACUCCCUACGACUACUGGGACGCGCACCAGAACGCCUGUCCUAAAAACACCUCGUUCGCCAUCCCACGGACCGGACUAGAGAAUACCUACCUGUACCAUUACCUACUGGAUCACCAGGGCGAGAUCAUGGAUCCCACCUCAUCCGAUCCAGCAAAACGUGAGAUCUGGCUCGAUUUCAACUCGUUAGAUGUCGCAUCGUGCUGGGUGACUGGCGGCCCGGAGUCCUCGUGUCCGUAUGUCGCCGAUCCACAUCAGCUGGAACGGCGGGCAGUCCUGGUCGCUGCCAUUGCAGGGAUCGUGAUCUGUAUCAUCACGGCUCUGACUCUAUUCGUGAAGUGUAAUACGAACCGAAGAAACUCGCGGAGAGGGAAACGAGUUAUUCAGGGGUGGGAAUAUGAAGGUGUUCCAUCAUGA